Messenger RNA from Fonticula alba, 3553 nucleotides. RefSeq lists its product as hypothetical. Gene Ontology annotation, biological process: regulation of actin filament polymerization. The coding region runs from base 80 to 3553 and encodes 1157 amino acids. The transcript is spliced from 4 exons. Gene Ontology annotation, molecular function: actin filament binding. Gene Ontology annotation, cellular component: plasma membrane; actin filament; cortical actin cytoskeleton. The record is from RefSeq and is a predicted model, not a curated record. NCBI's taxonomy places the organism in Eukaryota, Rotosphaerida, Fonticulaceae.
AGAAACCGCCCCACCCCCGCCCACCGGCCCCUCUGCGCGCCUCUCGUCGAGACCCCUCCCCUCGACCACUCCUCUCGCCAUGACCAAGAACGAGGGCGGCCCCCCGGAGCCAUGCGGCUUCGUCGAACGCGGCCCCGAUGGCAUCGACCGCGUUUGUGACACCCCCUGCGUCCGCGGCCCCGACUACCACGCUCACGUCAUGCUCGUCCACGAUCCGCUCAAUGAGCUCGGCCGCUGCAAGCGCCAGAACGUCGACACCCGCUCGCGCUCGCGCUGCCCGUACAUCGGCUCCCAGUGCCCGUUCCUCGGCUGCUGCAAGCACAUCAAAAAGUCCAAGGAGCACUUCGAGUCCCAUGUCAUCAUGCACACUUCCUUCCAUGCGAUGCUUUGCACCCGGUGCAAUAGCCGCUUCAUGCGUCCGGCCACCAUCAAGGAGCAUCUGGCCCAGUGCUUCGAGGCGGAGCUCCAGCGCGCCGAGGCCGAGGCCAUGGCCGACCCUGCCGCCGCCGCGGCCAGCCUCACCGAGGGUGCUUCUUCCAGCCCGUCGCCGGAUGCGUCGUCCCCGAUGCCGGCCGGCGCCGGCGCCGGCACCACCAACAACAAGCGCGAGAUCAUCCGCAAGGCCCACCUGAAGAAGAUCCUCAAGGACCGCGUGUGCGACCUGCAUGCCGAGCUGGUGUGGCUGGCGGCCGAGAUGACCGCCAACUCCGACAUGAUGGUCCUGACUUCGGCGGCCGUGGCGGCCGUGGUCGGUGGCGGCCCGACUCCUCCCCGGGCCGCCGGUGCUUCCGGGGAAAACCCCGGCGCGGUGACCGCCAUGUCGGCCACCUCCGGCAUGACGUCCCCCCGGCCGCGGCGCUUCAACGGCACCCUGCCCCAGGUGUGGCGUGAUCUGCUCGAGGGCCAGGUCAAGAAGUGGAAUGCCCUCGGCCUGUCCGGGUCUCCGGCGGCCGUGGCCGCGGCCAUGGCUUCCAAUGCCUCGGGGGUCGGCACCCCGGGCAUCGGUCUUCUGCCCGGUGGUCCGACCGCCGGCCUGGCCAUUCCCCCCGGGGCUGCCCUGCAUCCGGCGGCCGCCGCCGGUCCCACGCCGAUCCAGGGUCGCAAGCGCUCGCGCCGCACUUCGCCGGUGACGGCGGCCGUUGAGGCGGCGGCGGCUGCGGCGGCGGCCGCCGCCGCGGCUGCCGCCGCCGCCGGCACCUCCACCGACCCGGCCGGCAGCCCGACCCCGCCGCCCGGCGGGCUGAGCAUCGUCCCCCCGGGCAUUCCCCUGGGUCCGUACACCAGCAGCCUGGCUGGCCUGACCGGCAUCCCCGGGGCCAUGAUCAAGUCCUCCGGCGCCGGCGGGGCCUCCGGCAAGGGCGCCGCGGGGGCCGCCUCGCCGGCGAAGCGCGCGCGCACCGGCAGUCGUGCGGGCAUCGCCUCGACUCCGACCCGCGCGGCCGGUGAUGCCGCCACGACCGAUGCCCCGGACGCCGGGGCCGGGGCCGGGGCCGGGGCCAGCGGUACCGGCGCCGAGCCCGGUGCCCUCAUCUCCGUGGACACCCCGCUGCCGGAUCUGUCCUCUCCCCUGGAUCCGGCUGCCACUCUGAGCCCUCUCCUGUCCCUCCCUGCUGGCGCGCAUCUCCCCCUGGCCGGCCUCGCCGGGCAACCCUUCACCCUGUCCGGGUAUCCCCACCUGUCGGCGGCUGCGGCGGCUGCGGCCGCGGCCGCGGCGGCCAACCAGCUGUCCCCGGUGGCCACCCCCCUGUCUCCCUCGUCCCAGCUGGCCGCCCUCAAUGUCAGCGGCAUGACUGUCCAGCAGCAGUUCCAGCUUCUUCAGCAGCAGCAGCAGCAGCUCCAGCUCCUGCAGCAGCAGCAGCAGCAACAGCAACAGCAACAGCAACAGCAGCAGCAGCAACAGCAGCAGCAGGCGGCGGCGCAGGCGGCCCCGGGCACCCCGGCCGCCGCGGGCGCCGGCACUCCCGGUACCCCGGCCGCCGGCCAGCAGUCGCCCCAGCAGCAGGCAGCGGCCGCUGCGGCCGCCGCGGCCGCCGCCGCCCACCCCUCGGCCGCCCACGCGCAGCUCCACCAGCAGCAGUAUCAGCUCCUGCUGCAGCUGCAACUCCAGCAGCAGCUCCAGCAGCAGCAGCAGCAGCAGCAGCAGCAUCGCCUCCUGCAGCAGGCCCAGUCCCUGCCGCCCCCGCUGCAGGCCCAGAUCCAGGCCCAGCUGCAGGCCCAGCUCCAGCCCCUGUCGCUGUCCACCUCGCAGCUGGUGUCCCAGCUGACCCCGCAGCAGCUCCAGCAGCUGGCCGCGGUGCACUCCUCGCUCCAGGCGGCCACCAACUCCGGGCUCAUCGGCGGCGUGGCCGGGUCCUGCCCGCCGGUCCUGCCGGGGUCCGUGUGCCCGACGCACGGUGCCGAGGGCGGCUGCAAUCGCUCCAUCGACACGCUGCUCCUGGCGGCCGAGAUGCUCCUGACCAAUCCCCUGUCGGCGGCCGCCUCGGCCGCCGGGGUUCUGCCCGGCUCCGUCGGCCAGAGCCUCCUGGGGGGUGUUCUGCCGGCUGGGGGGAAUUCUCCCUCGGCGGCUGCGGCUGCGGCUGCGGCUGCCGCGGCGGCGGCGGCCGCCGCCGGCACCGACCCCUCCAAGGCUGGCUCCCCCGGUGGUGGGCUUCUGUCGGUGUCCGGCGCCCUGCCGGACCUGUCCGGCGCCGCGGCCGCGGCCGCCGCCUCCUCCAGCCUGCUGGGUGACCUGAAUGCCCGGCGCUGGCAGGACCUCAUGCUGUCGCAGCAGCAGAGCUCCGCCGCCUUGGCCAGUGCCCUGGGCCUGUCGCCGGGGGGUGUGCCUCCGCUGAAUCCGGCCUCCCUGGCGGCCCUGGCCUCCAGCGGCCUGCUGUCCAUGCCCCAGGCCACCGGCCUCGGGGCCGAGUCGGCCCUCUCGCCGCUGGGCUUCGGCGCCCUGGGCGCGGCCAAUGCCCUGGGCGCGGCCGCGGCCGCGGCCGCCGCGGCCGCUGCCGCCAACAACCCCAUGGGUCUGUUGGCCACCACCGGUGGCGGAGGUGCCACCACUGCUGGUGCUGGUGCUGCUGCUGCCGCCACCCCCACUGCCGCCGGGGGGCAACCGCUGCCUGCCGGGGCCGGCGCCGCCACCACCACCACCAUCCCGGUCGCGGCCGAUGCCGAGGGUGCCGGUUCUCCCUCUCCGACGGUCGCCGGUGCCCCUGCUGCUGCUGCAGCCACCACCACCGGGUCACCUCUGAAGCCGGCGGACGCGGCGGUGCCUGCCACCGCGUCGCCCUCCUCGGCCGAGACAUCCACCGCCUCGGACUCGCCGGCGUCGGCGGCCACGGCGUCGGCCGCUGCCCCGGUCGCCGGGACCGAUGCCGCUCCCCCCAAGGCUGCCCUCGAUGCGGCGGCGGCCGCGCUCCCGGUGGCCGCGGCGGACCCUGCGGCCGCCCCGCUGGAGGCCGUCCUGCCGACCCCCGCUGCGGCGGCGGCGGCCGCGGCCGCCGCCAGCCCCGGCCCUGGCACCACGGCCGAGCCCUCGGCCGCCACCCCGGCCGCCGUCUCGUCCUAA